CGUCCCCCUCGCAUGGGGAAGCAGGCUCGGACCGGCCCGCAGAGCUGCAGCAGCCCUUUGCGCCCUGCUUGCCCUCCCCACCGACAUCAUGCUCCAAUUCCUGCUUGGAUUUACAUUGGGCGACGUGGUUGGAAUGUAUCUGGCUCAGAACUAUGACAUACCAAACGUGGCUAAAAAACUUGAAGAAAUUAAAAAGGACUUGGAUGCCAAGAAGAAACCCACUACUUCAUGAGAAUGCCUCCAGCACUGCCUUCGGGAUACACUGAUUCUACUGCUCUUGAGGGCCUCCUUUACCAUCUGAACCAAAAGAUUUUGUUUUCGUCUCCGGGCUCUGGGCUCUUCUUUGCUAGAU
Symphalangus syndactylus (siamang) is the source of this 352-nucleotide messenger RNA. Its product is annotated as short transmembrane mitochondrial protein 1-like. Gene Ontology annotation, cellular component: respiratory chain complex. NCBI's taxonomy places the organism in Eukaryota, Metazoa, Chordata, Mammalia, Primates, Hylobatidae. The record is from RefSeq and is a predicted model, not a curated record.